AUGUCGCGUAAGCCGAGGCUCGCCGUUCCCAGCCACCUAGAAGAUGUUACACAAACAAGCAACCUUCUCCCUGGUCUACUUCCUCGGACGCUUAGUGCCGUCCUCACAGAAACUAGCACGGACUGUUUACUGGAAUAUAAUGAUGACGACUGUGUUAGCUGCAUGUCUGUCUGCGAAAAAACUCCAAGACAUCACAAACAGGCACGCGUGCACACAGCUUCCCAAGUCCUUCAUGGAAAUGAGGCUCGUAGAAGACCCCGUCAGAACAAUGGCGAUGUGAAUGACUUCGAUGCAAUGAGCGAGUGCGUUGCAGACAACAAGUACCGAAGCGGAGUUAAACUUUAUCCUAGGCGGAAGAUCAUUUCAAGAGGUAAAAGUGGAACCAGACGCAGUAAUCCCACUCUCGAUACAUCCAACUCAAACUUCUACGAUGGCACUCACAGUUUUGUCACUUCACCUUAUGUGAAAAAGGAGCGUUGUUGUUCCUCCACUUCUGGGGAUAGUGUCCAACCACUCAUGAAGAUGACGAAGGCUAUGACUGAUGGACAUGUAACGCGGACCAAGUCUGACAUGAAUGUAUCUACAAGGUAAGCUUUGAGUAUAAUUUCCUUUUAGAAACGUCUGAAACAACAGGUAACGGCGUACUCGCAUACGCUCUCCUACAUCGUUGCCCAAAUGUCCACUUAAUCAGCAAGCAAGUUAAGGGAUUAAUGGUGGUAGAGACGGUCUAUAGUGAUAGAUUCUCUUCUUAAAGUGCACGGAAUCACGUUAAUUGUGAAUGAUGCUUAUGGUUUAUCGGCUCGAAAAUCCAAGAUGGCCUACUUUAGACGCCACUCUAAUAGCCAACUCAAAACGCAGACGGGGAAUGUUAACCAGCACAUAGUUUGAUGAGAAAUCGCCGAGGGAGUAUACGUUCUCUUCAAGCUGUUUUCCUUCUUGAUAGUUGACUGAUGACAGACUUUUAGACAGAAUGAGGGAUCAAACAAUGGGGAACUGACGCAGGGGAAGGGGCGCUUUAUAAGCUGCCAGCCUUCCAAAAGCCUUCAUUUGUGCCAUGACGUUAAUAAACAAGAACAGAUUGUGGUCGGUUUUGCUGGAAAUACUAUUGGAUGAGAGCUCGAGGAUUUGGCGGUUUUAAUCACCUAGUGUGGGAAACUGCAUUCGACUGAGUACACUCAUAACACGCUUUUCACUGAUUUCAAAGAUUUCUCAGCCAACCACGACCACCAAUACCAGAACUAACAUGUAAUGGCGUCAUCGGACUUUGAGACUUUCAAUAUCGCUAGAGACUGCAUCCGGGCAUCACUACAACCAUAGGAAAUGGGAUAUCGAUUUGAAUGAAUGAAAAUAGAACUAACCUUGACACAUACUGAUGCUAAACGAAGAUGGGAUGGAUGCAGACGAAGAGAAUGUGCUCAGAUCUACUAGAAAGAUCGAGUGUCAGUGUAGCAGCUUUGGUAAUGAGGAUAAACCGGAAGUUCAGCGGGACAUAUUUGAAUGUUCCUGUAUUUCUAUGGCAACCGUUUCACUGUCAGUUACUCACUAGAAACAAGCCUUACACGAGCAUUACGUUGAUAAUAUGCGAAAUUGAGUGUCUGCUACUAAUUGAAAGCUAUCAUAGCCAAACUGACGAAGUUGGUCCCCCAUGUUUUAUACUAUUUUUUUUUGAUCAAACUGUUCUAAAUUGUUUAAAAUUGGGCACUUUUCGAAGACUUUGAGGAGCAUAAGAAAUAGCACCUCUCUUAACUUGAAAUAUGAGUAGGAAAAAUAUUUCUUUGUAAAAUAAUGCGCUGGCUCCAUUGCUCGGGAACACAUUUGUAGUAUUUCGAACAUGGAAUGGCAGUGACAGAUAAGCUAAAAAUCAAAAACACAUUGAUUCGCCGGCGUGUCCCGUUCUGUCAUCUGUUACAAGAGGUUCUGAUAUGUAGUGGGCAAAAACAGAAGUUUGCAAAACAUGUCGGUCAAAUAAAAGCCGUGUUCCUGAUUUGUUUACUUAAUAGUGGAAGAAAGUACGUGAAUAAACAGGCAUAUGAAUGAGCCAACUGUUCCCGUCGUAGUCCGCUAUCAGGGUGGGGAAUCAGUUAUUCAUUUUUUCACAGGCCGCAGCCCCUUACACCUGUCACCUCCAACUGGGACCAUUGGCGGUUCUACCUGAUUGUUUUGCGAAUUGGGCCGUUACUUUUUCUGUCAGUGAUCAUUAACUCAUAAUUAUAUUUAGAUGCUAGCUAACGGUGUCGCAGGGUUAAACUCUUCAAAACGGGUUUCGAACAGGACCAUCCUGAUCAGUAGGAUAAUACUUUUACCGCUAUAUCCAAGAUCCAAUCAGAAUCCUCAUGGCAUCAUCGAUUUCUUAUCAGGUGACGACAGCCUGAACGUCAUAAACAGAAGUGAGCGCAUUUUUUGUCAUCUGCAUCCCGGUUUGACUAUGAUCGGCUGAAUGAAAGUCAAAUAAACCCGGCGGAGUUAAUUUUAGAUCGUCUCUCUCAUGUUUUUUUAUGUCAGGGUUUAUUCAAGUCAGACCGCAGAUUGUAUCGUCCAGUUAGCAUUCCAUUCUCGGUGUGAAAGCUGGAGAAAGCACGCAAAUCAGUUUUUGUCAAUCCCUACUGCGUCCCGUAAAUAUUGCAAUUCCUUGUGCGACAAUUACAAUUCUCUGAUGCUGGGUCCGGGCAUGAAUCCGAAACGUCAAGCACAAAAAAUCCGUGUUCCAGCAAUCGCGUCUACUGUCGAUUUUAGGGCCCACAAAUCAAGGGUAGGGGAAGAAGAGUCUUUGGGGCAAAUUCACUCACCGACUGACGUUUGGUACAACUGGCUCUCUUGUAAAUUGUUAGUGUUCCACCUUCACCGAAUUAUGACGAAAGUCUAUUUGAGAAUUAUGGCAGUGGAAACGACUUCUUACUGUUCUAAAAAUCCAUCGGUUCUCUGCAAUAUUUUAUUUUGAACACGUAAGCGGACAGAUUGGACGUCAUUCGGGGUCACCGUGACGUCUCCUUUCAACAGAGGGGACAACUGAUUAUAUGUUGGAAAUGCGUUCAGCGAUCGGUUUACGCGACAAGCUCGUCCCGUUGUGCCUUGUGACUGGGGACGGGUAUGACUGGCUAGUGACGAAUAAUAAACCAGAAAUGGUCAUUCCCGUCUUCCCCGUCUUUGUCGCCAUACGACUGCAUUCGGGGAUCUAAAAUGAACCCCAAAGCAAAGCGAGACGAGCAUAUCCGCUGCUCCAAUCAAUGGACGCAGUCCAAACAUAGUUGCUAUUCCCGAGUCGAGGCCCAUGGCUCGGUAGUAGAGAAUUCGACUUAAUGAUCGGAGAUCCCGGGUUCGAAUCCCAGACGCUCCAACAUGGGGUUGCGUAUGGCUGGCUGAUGACCGCUAACAGGCCCGAAAUGGUCAUCUUAGAUUCCCUGGACUCUGACGGUACUCCAUUCAGACCUAUUUGUCUUUGUCAAACAUACAUAAGUAAACUUUUGUGGUUAUUAGGAGGACGACGCGUUUUUUUGUGGCCGACGCAUGCCACAAUAUAGCUGCCAAAAAUUAAUGAGCUUGCUCAGCCUGAGCCUGCAAUUCGCAACUAAAUCAGAAGCAGAGAUCUAACUUCUUUUCUUUGACUCUCCUGUACGCUGGCACACUGUCCGACACGACAAACCACCUACAUCUGAAUUUCCAUUCGCAGUAUUUAAAUGUCGAACGCCAACAGCAAUUACCCCCUUGUUUGCAAGGCAUGCAAACAUUUUUACAAAAUCAAACAGCAUCUCUGCUUAUUCGCAGACAAAAGAUCUGAACAAUUACACGACCUCAGCGUCUUCAAACCAAAGGAAAACCGAGGCAUUUUCGAACAAAACCUGCCCUCGACGAAAAAUAUCCUACUGAUGCUGGGGAGUCCAUCGUUUAUAGUAAGGUAGUAUCGAAGGUAGUCUACAUUUCUACAAAUGUUCUGCGGGAGAUAGCGCCUUAGGGCUGUAUAUCGAUCUGCUUUGGAUUUAUCAGGUCUCGGACGAUUGAGUGCGCAAAGGACACGACAGAGUGGCUUUGGAGUGACAAGGUUCGUGUCUAGUAACACUGAGCAGAGAUGGUUUUUCGAAAUUUUACAGGUCUUGAAGCCCAUGCGACAUCAGACCCAACGGACAUUCCACAGGUUCAACCACCUCCGCCAACGUCAUGAGCAGCAAGUAGUGGGUGCUUGAACUACCAUCGCACUAGUCAGAUACUACAAUUUAAAAUUUGGUCGGAACCAAAGGCAGACCAACACAGGCGGCCAUUGGAAUUUGUCGAUUUUUAUGAGCAUAAAAGCCUGGAUAAUUCCUGAUAGACACAGAUCUACGAAAUUCGGGACAGCAGUCAAACUUGACCCUUAUAUAUUUAAAGACUUUUCGUAACAUUUGUAACCGUUCACAAGCUCUGCUGGAGGUUUAAAGUAAGGUUUUAGUUAGGGAAAGCAUGUCCUUAUAUUUUUUAAGUACAGCUUAUUUCAUUGUAUUAGGUCUUCUACCGUUAGGUCCUAUCUAUAGAAUGCCAUCCGCAGUUCUAUCACAUCCGAAUUCACCUGAAACACCUGAAAGAGAAUAAACAUAGAACAUUUAACUUUUUCUUCACCUAACAGAGAAUAAGGAGCUGGUGGAACUGAUUCCCGAGCCCAAGCUAUCUGGAAUGGUACGCAUCGGAGUGAGCAUUCGACGGCCACCUGGAGGUCCCAUGGCUUCACAAGCAACAUCUAAUUUCUUACAUUCACGAGAAAACUUGUUUUACAAUGAAACGAGGUUAUUUUGGAUGUAGUCUGGAGUGUGAAAUACACGAUCUUUCAGACUUUCUCACCUGCGUUCCCGUUCUGGUUUAACAGGCAAAGUAUCGGUCGAAAAUUAAUUAAGCCAGUGGAAUCAAAAUGAAGGGCAUGUUAGCCAGCAGAGGUUCGAGUUGUCGACAAACCUGCCGUUUAAGCAGUUCACAUGAAUUCUCAUCGAAGAAGAAGUCCGUGACGUCCCAUCGUUUACAGAUUAUUUAAGGUUUGCAUUUCCAAAACCGUCAGACCAGACAUUCAAUUUUGCCAGAAAAUGCAGGCGCCUCUAUGGCUGUGUUUACUGUCGCCCUUGUACAAGAGGAAAGCCUUCACUUUUUAGCUAAGGUUUCAUUUUCAGUUUCCACUUUCUUCUUUUACAGGGUGCUCUAAUCAAUUAAUAUAAUUUACCCAAAAAUAGCAAGAAUGACAGGCAAGUAACCUGGAAUCAUUAAUCAACCCAAAUUUAUUUCAUGCCAACAAGUAAGAUAUUAAGUAACAUCCAACAAGUUUCGGAUUUCGCUUGGCGUUUUAGUCUACUCCAAUCGUCAAUGCUUCUUGGGUAAUAAUAAUCGCCUGCUCAAAGAAACUAGAGAGGGUUAAUUCAUGGCCAAAAGGUACGACUUACCAAGAAGUCAGACAAAUCAACCUGAUGUCUGCUUCAUGUGGCGCGAACUCAAAGGCUUGGCUGAGGGCUGGACGAUGUGUGGCAUGACAUGGGAAAGACAACUUUAGGUAAGCAUACGUAGGAGAAUUGGGUGGACGUAACAGAAAGACACAGUUAUAGGGGACCAUGGGCUCGUUCUGGACGACUACAUUGGAGCCGUCCACGUAGACUUUUCCUUAGCCGCGUUAAAUUAGAAGGGUUUGCCUAUGUCAGAAAACAUUCAGGAAGGAGUCCCUGUUGUACAGCUUUGGUAGUAUUCGCGUCCAGUCACAGUUGGGAAAGGAGUGUGUGCGUGUCUCCAAUUUUCCGGAAGUAACCGUGGCGCCAACGGGCGACAGCAUCCGCACAAAAUGACAUAGACCGUUUGCAAAUUCGGUAAGAUCUUUGUCGCACUAGGGGAGGUUGAGAAGUGCAGUUUUCAUGAGGUCUGGACGAUUGUGAAGAAGGCUAUUUCGAUAAUGAGCCAGACGUUGUCGGACAUGAGGGGUGAGUAGACAUCAGGGAGCCCCAGUGUGGUGCGAUCGAACAGGUCACUCUGUAACACGUAGAGCUAUAUUCAGGGGGCAAGAAUGCCGCAAUAGGAUGUGAUGUGAUGAGUUUGGAUGUCUCGGAGGAGAAUCAUACAAGACGUAAUUUGGCUGGUGUUGCGGAAAUUAAGCUCUGCGAGGUGAAAACAUUCAGCCAUAUCUGGUGCAUUCAGGAGGAUAGUCACUGUCUUUAACCAGAAUCUAUCGACCUCAAAAGUAUCUGACAGGUUUCUUUCGAACAGACUGUUGCGCAAUUUCGUCAAAAAAACUAAUUUUUCCGGAAUAACAAUUUGCUUUCUUUUAGUAGUAGUGACUUCUGGACUACCUACCGUGAUUACUGGCCAAGUUUUCCCCUCGCGGUAGCAUUAUCUUAAGUUAUUUGUGAUGAGUCAUGUCUAUUGAUAUAGCUGACUUUCAACUCACUCGGCCAGAGUAUGUGGAUUCCUACUUCGCAUAGACGGAAUCAACAAACAACAACUUUCCGUCAGCGAGGAGCUACGCCCUUAUUUUUUUCCUUCUCUUAAUCCCUCUCAGUUAACUGUGGCUUCCGUGGUCUCCAAGACUAUUUUGUACUCAUUUAAUUCAGUGUUUCAUGGCAAAAGGCUUGCAUUUUUACAUUACCUUGUUGCCAACCCUUUUCAGAUAGCUUAUUGGUGUCCGAAAAUUCUCUUGGUCAACGCUCUGCUGUACUACUCAGAAUUUCCUUCACUGUUAUGAAAACAAGUAACUUUCUCGGUCAUAUCUUGUGUUUUCAAAUUGUUUGCCCGUGUGUGGACUAAGCGAGCUCACUCAAGAUGCUUCUUAGUUAUUUGAAGAAGAAGAAGAAGAAGAAGAAGUUGGGCUCACCGGAACAGGUUUAUUAGGAUGCUGACGUUUCGAAGAGCUUGGUCGGCUCUCCAUUGUCAAAGCGUAAAAUGCACUCAAUCCACCAGAGAUCCCAAGUGGCGUGUCACGUUGGACGGCCUCCUGCUGGUCGAUUUUUUUUCCUCUCUCUCUCCUCUCGCUGCCGCGGCCUAUCAGGGGUGGUGUUUUGUCUGCGUACAUUGUGAGUCACCAUUCCGCCAGGGGGGAGGUGACUGAACCAGUUAGUUAAUCUACUUUUGGAUGACACUCGGACGCAGUUGAAACUGAGAAUUUCUUGUCGUUACAGGUGAAGUUCGACAUGCAGAGGACUGAGACCUAACUAUUGAUUUCCCCACAACAAAUAACGGGAUUUUCUGGACCGAUUUUAAAGCACAGAUACCACGAUAGAUGGAUUGAAAUGACUGUCCACGUUGCCUUGACAAUAUUUUUACGUGGACCUAGACUAUUGCGAAAUUCGUACUUGAGUUUUCGGUGAGUAUUAUUUGGCCUGGGUGUGGGGAAGCGUUUUUCGCAUAACCGACACCAAUCCUCAGUCCUGGCACUACACUCACUGACAGGAGGUGAGGAAACAUGCUUCCCGCCGUGAAUGCAGGCCUCGAACUAGCUCUACGGGUGUAAUCUUGGGAAUCGCAAAUUCGCGACCUCCGGAACUUCGAGACUUCAAGCUGUUUAUUCGUCUUAGUGAAGUUGUUUAUUAGCCACUAUGCUCACUGAUGGGAAAUCAGCAAGAACAUUUGAAAAUGUCAAAUCUGGCCAUGGGAGGUUCAAAUGAUGGCAAACUAUGUUGAAAGUGGUUUCACCAAACGGGUUUGUGGCUCAAUCCAGAGCUCCGCAAGCAGUCGCAGAACGACAAGUAGUAUAUGCAGUGGGGUUCUGAGUGGGAUUGGGUAUGCGUGGCUGAUGAGGACCAAGAGGCCGAAAGUGACCAUUCCAGUCUCCUUUCGCCUUGUCGGCAGACUCCCUCUGAUAACAAACUCUCUAAUAGAAUUUUCGAGAUGGACCGCGGCUCGAAAAAAGCAUCGAAGAAUUGUUUUUGUGAUCCCGUUUAAAGGGGCUGCCUUCAGCGGACCGAGCACUUAUGGAAUGCCUUUUCACAGACGUUUGUAGCUAUCAAGCAGAAAUAGUAUCUCGCUCCCGGGUGUACAUAUGUGCGAAAAAGUUUGAAGUUAGUACUCGGAUAACUGAUUACUCAGACUUACCUGUCGCUGUCAAGUCACGUAUUCCAGUCACCACUGCGAAUGUCAAGCGGCAUUAAGUAUUACCUUUGCAUGAGGAACAUCGGCUUCAGAUAACAUGCAAAAUAGCUUUCAGAAUUAAUCUGAUGAGCUCUGCUUUGCAAUGGCGUCGUCCGAUUGUUAUUUAUGGGUGCAAUGGGCAGAAGUCGAAGGCAUAUCCCUUUACUCCCUCAGAUGGGCUUUCGGGUCUUAAUGACCUCAGCGCUCAUUUAGCUAAGGAGAAAAUAGUGGUCUUGGAGAACAGAAAUCAGAUGACAAGACCACUCCAAAUGUGAAAACAGUUCAAUUUUUAUCCUAAAUAAUUUUUAUUUCCAAAUCGAAAUAUAAAAAACGGAAACAAUUUCAUCGAAGUCAAUACAAGAUCCAUUGACCGAAGGAAAAGAUGAAAAUAAAGUUCGCUGUCGAAAGCGAAGUAAUCCAUCACAAAUUCAGUCGUCAAGGCGAAGGCCUAAAUCAGGGCCGCACUGUGUUUGAGCCCGCCUCGCCAGAAAACAGCCUAUCGUGGAAAUGACCUUCAUUUGACCCAAACUGACGAAGUCUGCAUCAGUUUGGAAAAGAGGCGUUCUCCUCUGAGUCGGUUGACUGCGAGUUGUCAUUUAGAUUCGCGAGACAAAGUUCCACGCGCACUAGUGGGGGCAUGUCCAGGUCGUCGGCGCUCUGGUCGUAGGGCAAAACACUUAUGACCCCGCCAUUCUCUGCGGCGGGUGGGUAGAUAAAGCACAGUCGUUCAGCAAUCUGCCAGUUUGGACAUGACAGGGCAGAGGCCAAGACCGGGAUCGCCAACCUUGUAAAGGGCAAAGCAUCCUAGUUGAGGCUGGUAACUACACUUUGUGGUAAAGAUUAAGGCAAUAUUAUGGCCUUCAUAAAAAACUCCUGCCAAGUAGAUAGGCGCAAGAACCCGCGCAGAAUAUAAACGUGCGGAUCGGUAGAAGAGUCAAGAAUAGGACUAAGUAUGAACGAGUGUAAAGGUAAGCAGGACAGGAAGGCAGAGGAACUACACUUUAAGGAAUUAGAAAGAAAACUGUUUAUUGAUGAUAGUGUUUUAGUCCACAAACGAGACUGAGCAAUGCUCACUGUUUCAAUGUACGGGGCGGUAUGUACUCUCGCGCCUUAUUCGCAUCAGCGGCCUGCAACUAUUCUCUAUAACUGUCUGCAAACCUUUGUCAUUAAAACGGGCCACGCGGUUAAUGCUCUGGAACAACAUAGAGGCUAGAUGAGAGUCCAAUGGGCUUUAUCGGAAAUGCGGACCCCUAACAAAUAACAACACUGGGGUGUAUUAGCAGACCCAGUUGCCGGUUCACCUCGAGAUCUCUGGGUUUGUGUGAUCCCCUAUUUCUUGCUGCGGUGUAAAAUCCCAGUCAGUGUACGUUGUGGUCCAGGAAUGUAACUGUACGUCUAGGGACGGGUUCACGCCGGGCAAGCCACCUACGUCCUCUCCCGUCCCCGAUCCUCUUGAAACUGUCUUGACACCGAGUCCAGGUGGGUGAAUGGGAGAAUGUGCUGUAGUUGAUACGCAAGUCUAUUAUCAUCGUAAAUUACUGCACGAGCAAGUCACAGUCCCCGCUCUCACCCUGCUGUAAAGUGCACGGUUACCAUCGUAGGCGAACUGUCGUCGGCAAGAUUAACCUGUCAAAAACCUGUUCGCAUUGGAAGAAUGUGUCGUCGGGCGCAGAACGUCGUGGAGAAGCCGCGUACCGCUAGAAGUUUUGUAGGUCUUGUCCUAGAGAUCGGAUUGCAUUUAUGACCUGUCCAAUAAUAAUCAGAGUUGCCUUAGGACAAAACCACGAUUUCUCACUUAGCAAACACAAUGUUAUAGACUCCGCAGCAAAAUAACGAAAACUCACCUAAGUUGUUUCAGUGUUGCUUUUUGUGCCGCCUUAAACUAGAAGCAACCAGUGAUACAGACAAAAUAAUGGACUUCCUGCAUUCUAGCAGCAGUACUUUCGGAAUCAGAAUCUUAGAACCCAAAAGUUAUGUACUUAUAUAAUCCACCUUUCUAGUACCACGCAGCCUAAUUCACUAAAUCCCUGUAUUCAUUAUAAAAAAUUCUCCGCAUUCUUCGAUGACGGCGAGAGCGAGGAAAAAAAUAUUGCGAUAACUGGGGCAGGUAGCACUGCGAUGUCUUCAAUAGUCACUGACAGUCACAAGAUCAACUGCAUCGGAGGUCUGCAGUGCUUGACUGACUACUUGCAUAGCUACGAUAAUUUCGCGUCUCCGUCACCCUUUCAUGACAGGUUCUGUAACUCGGUGUCCCGUUUAUUUUCUUGUCACCACUUCAAAUUAACCAACCAAGUUGAACGAACCUCGGGACUCCGCCCUCCGGCCGCAAUUUAAAGUGAUUACUCCUAUACAACCUUCCUCACCUGAUUGGAACCGUUCGUCUGAUACGUAGACGUAUCUCCUCUCCUCCUGGUAGUACGACCGUCAUUAUCAUCCAGUUGAUGAGAUCAGGAAAUUCGUCCGGAUGCCCGGACACCCUUGAUAACGAGCGUCGGGGGAGGCAUUGGCUGUAAGCAGAGAGACGAACACUCCGGCUGCGGUUUGAAUUGUUUGGCGACGAGUGAAGGAGGCAGACUUCUCUAGCCUUUACCGGCAACUGUGCCUCCACUGGCAAGAGGCUAGACUGAUGUCGAUUUGAAAGCAUAUUUCGUUUAUUUACGGCGUUAAAAUUCAAGGAUGCUCAUUAUCCUUUUCACUAAACUUCAAGGGAUUCAAAACUGCGUGACAGGACCCAUGUGAUCUUCGUCGACCGAUCGAUAUGAAUGUACGAACAUGACGUGCAUCAAAUUCGCAGUUUGUGAAUGUUACGCAGGAGAUAACAGAUUCUUAGUGCGGCCAUUGUGUCUGAAAUUCAUUUACUCCUAUGGAAACCUGUGUUGUUAAGUCUAAACAAUAACGGGAUGAAUCUAUAGUCAAUACAAGUAGAUUUGAUUGGAAGGAGUUAUAAUCGUUUGAGUGGCUGGAAGAACUUUUGAGCUUUGGAAAUUGGACGUCCAGUUUUUGAUUCAAAUUCAGCCGUGAACAUUUUUGGCUUCAACACAGGAGAGUAGCACUUAGCUAAUUGAGGUCAUCUACUGAGUAUGACCCACAGAUGUCGAUGUAAAUGACGCUCUAAAAAUAUCUCUUCAGUUGAGCAUUGAUGUAAUCCAAACUUUUGAGCACGUAAUGAACCAGAAUACUGAGAUUUUUCGACGAAAUUUUGUCUAUUUCAAAAUAAAAUCGUGUUUUACAUCAUUAAUUGGACAUUCAAGCAAAAGCUUCAUCAAGCAAGUGGUUUUUAAAUGUUUUAGCUUAUUCGUAACCACGUAAUCACAUGGUUAUGAUCCACCCCAACCGGAGAUUGUUUGUACAUUUUCUGAUAUAAAGCAACAAUUCUGACAUACUAUCCUCAUUUAUAAUCUUUUAUAACGAGGGGAUCACGCAGAGCUCAGUUUUAAGCCCGACGCUAUUCUUUUUUUCCAUCAAUGGCUGCGCCAGAGAUCCAGACAGUAAUGCCAUACCGUCCGCUUACGGCAUAAAACUGUAGAAAGUUGUCCACAAUGCGGCAGGCGUCAACUACCUGCAAACGAACCUUAAGAGGCUCGAGGACCGAUCGCAGUGCUGGCUUAUGCCCUUCAAUGUAAUUAAGUGAAGUUUUCUUCAACUUGGCAGCUGCCGAGACUCCAGUCUGAGGACUUACUUUUUAAAAGAUACACCACUGCCACAAGUUGGCAGUCAGAAGGACUUGGGUGUCGAUAAAAGCGAACAGGCGAGUUCCAAGAAGCAGUCCAGAAGAAGAAGAUGCAAUCGGUGGUACAGCGGCGCUCAACAAUCGUUUUUACGGAACUCCCGUUGUGCCUUAGGGCUCUCUCCCGAUCCUAACCAGCAGCCGCACAGCGGCGCAUGAUAUAGGCAGAAUAAAAUUACCGACAAAGACCAGGGAGACUGGAAUGGCCAUUUCUGGCUUAUCGGCCGUCUCCAGCCCACCAUAUCCAACUCCAAAGUGUGGAACGCCUGGGGCUCGAUCCCGCGUCCUGUUGGUUAGAGGCUUAACGCCUGUAACCACUGAGCCACGGGCUCGUUGUCCUGCCGGUUGCGAUCGAAAAUAUGCAACGGUAGAGGAGUGCUCACCGAUCACUGGAACAAGAAGUUUAUUGGCCUAGCGUUAUGAACUCUUACUCGAACCCAUCAUCUGCAACCGUCUCUAAAGAUGGGUUAAAGUGAGAAUCCAAGACGUCAGGCCAAUAAACUUCCUGGUUCAUUUAUCGCAUCUUCUUCUUCUGGACUUCGGUGGGUGGGUUACAUCUUCACUCAAACCAGCACUGAAUUGUACGAGGGCGACAAGUCGGUCAUGUAUAUAUCGUAUCUCAUCGGGUGAGCUUUUGUGGGAUAUGUCAAAGAUAGCUUCCGCAAAAUAUUUGGGGCCUUUGUGCGACCUCCUCUAGAAUACACCGUACAUGCAUGGAGACAGUGGACUGUCAAGCGCUGUACCGUCUUAGAGAAAGUUCAGAGACGGGCGACAAAAAUGACCAAGGGUCCUGCCCUAUGAAAGCAUGCUGUUGACUCUCGACCUAUUUUUUCUUUCCUGCAGGCAACUACGAACUGAUCUCAUACUAACCUUCAGCAUUACGAAUGGCCUGGACUGUUGCUCUGUCUCCAUUGACUUUUUCACGCAGUCUAACGCCUCCACUUUGCAAGGUCAUCCCAUAGAACUACGCACAGGUGAAGGCAAAGAUCAGUGGACGCAAGUUUUUCUUCAGUGGCAGAGGGACUGCAGCAUGAAACUCACCGCCCACUGAGAUUGUUCUCUCCUCCUUUGCGGAUUCAUUGAAGUACAAACUCGACAAGCACUAAGCUUCUCACUUGCCAGGCACACACACCUCCACAGUCAUCAAACUUACAUACGACUGUGCCACUUGCAAUUAAUGAGUAGACGCUCAUGUUAACUCUUUUUCGACCAAGAAGCAUGUGCUGGCUUUUCACAUGUAAUUAUGCAACCAAUCUCUUUUUGGAUGUUUCUUACACACCGGUCCUUAUUCAAAGACGUUUUCUGCGUCUCUAGGCAGAUUUUUUGUAAGAUCCCCAGAACACACUUGCUUACAACUGCACCUGUGCUUUCACCGUCUUCCGCGGACUCUGCAAACAAUAUUCAUUUGGACAAGUAAAAAACCUACGGGUAGGAAUUUCUGGCCUCGAUGUGGGCAUUUCCCUUUCUCGCGAUUGGGCGGAAACCGUGAUGAAGUGGUAGACUCAUAUUCAUCCAUUGCCGCAUAGUACUCACUCAAGCGUCGCUUAAUGCGUCUGAAUGUGGUGCUCCGGUGGGAACCAGAGUAAUUAAACUUCAUAUUUAUUUUUAGUGGUUAGUAAGAUUGGUAUGUAAAGGGUAUAACCGCACUUUCAACACGAAGACUGCUACAAGGCACACAAUUUCACUAACGGAAAAAAACUGAUAAAUUAACGCUUUAAAACUAAUCACGAGUCACGUUGUUUAGCACAGACAUCAAUAACAGACAUAAAAAUAAACAUUGAUUAACGUAGCACUGACUUAACAGAUUCUCUAUCUUUGAAGGCAGCACUGACGCUCACGCCGCUUAGCUCGGAGAUAAGUUUACUAGACAUUUGUAACUUAAACAAAGCUAUAGCUUUUGCGGCUCGUCUAUUGCCUAACUGCUAGUCAUGGAGCAACUAUAUCUUCAAAAAUAUUAAUUAUUCCAACGAAAAAUAUACCCCUAUUGUCUAUCUCACCGAGCUGCAAUUUGCAAAAUAGAGGAAGCUCUAGCUCUGUUUGACCCCCUCCCGGGCCCUCCGUUUUUGCCUAUUCGUAAAUCGUGCCGAUUUGUUGAAUCCUAGCGCUUCCUUGAACAAGUUAUGGCUGACUUUCCCUGUAUCUUCGUUUUCUCAUAAUCUGGGCCAUUCUGGUGAGGAAAAGACUGCAGUUGAUUCUGAAGGAUUUCAGCGCAACAAGAGGACGGUUGCACCCACACACUUGCUCACUCCGCAAAUAACCCCAAGCAGAUCUAAGCAGGUGCCUAGUUCGAGAGCCUGGUCCAAAAAAUACGUCCUUUUUGGUCGGAUGUGGUUAUGCGGCCCCACCUGAAGUAAACAAAACCCAGUCAGCUUUAAUACGGCACCAGUGGUAGUAGAGAUUUUUUGAGGUGGGGCCGAAGAACGCACAGGCGACGAGGUAAAAUAGUUGUAUGCAAAAGAAAAGCUCCUUGGAAUGCGCGGUUGUACUAUGAAUGGUUGGGAAAUAGUCGCGCCUUCUCCUAACCAUAGCUCCUAACCCCAACCGCAACAGUAUUGUGUCCAUCAGGUGGGGCUACCGAUCCAAGUCUUACCUUCUUUUUAUAAGAAGCCUUUCCCUUAGCGACCAUUCACCGCAACUCGAAACACUGCACACUUUGGCUCCUCCAAAUUCUUAUAUGAAUGCGAUUAAAAACUGGCUGCUCAUAGUCCAACCUAAGAAUAGAUAUCCCGCUCCAAUCCUACAGUGCAUUCUCCGAGCCGAGCAAACUAUCCACACGACCGCAUUUUCAGUGUAACCACAGCACGGAUGUUCCUCUUGGGCAAUUGAACUCUCCGGGUCCUCGGUAUCAGUUGGAUCUGGAUUUGCAUUUCCUUUAUAAGCUUAUUUAUCUCGUAGUGGAACUCACCCUCCUAUCAUUUUUCCAUCAACAUCAUGCGUUCCUUUAACCGAAUCUAGCGUCCCUGAUAACACAGAUCCUUUCGCAGAACCGGACGCGAACACCCAAUCUCCUAUUUCGGCAGACAUUCAGUCGAUGAGUGGCAAAGUUCCCUCCUCCUUGCCCAUCCCGGGGAAGAGACAACUAGCCCCUUAGGGUUUUCGUUUCGAAUGCCAAGUCCCUGCCAAAAAUAUUGUCGCUUCAAACUCUGACGAGAGCCCAUUGCCGAGACGUUGUUCUUCUAACCGAGACAUGUACGGCGUCUUAGGCGGGUGACUCGAAACACUCUUCCUGGCCUCGCUUAUAUUCGAAAAAAACUUCCUGGGCAGCUGUGGCGAAAAAAGUUCACUAAUGUAAGAAACUAUUUGAAUUUCUAUCGAUGAACCGUCCAGGUCUUUUCCUGGUAGAGGAUCGCUGAAGGAUUUAAGAUUAUAUGAAAAAAUAAGUAUCGCUUACUCACCGGUUUUGCUUCUCUCCCAUACAACGCCAGCGAAUAUUGGCUGUUUGUCCCUCGCGUGCAUUUCAUAGAGCAGUCGAUUGUACUUCUAGGUAUCAAUUGCUCGAGGGACGACUUCAAUCUUCCUAAAUUCUGCUGAUUUCUACUUUCUGGCCCCAGAAGAUUCAAACUCUUGCUCGAAGCCACGAACGACAAGUGGAAUCAGGUUGUCGAUCUUCCCAUUCGACGAUGAAGCAUACUUGGUUUAACUUCCUUUGGAGGCUGCUUGCCUUUGUCACUAUCACCUCUAGCUCCAAACGGGGGCCCUGACAAUCAGAGAUUAAGCUCAAAAAUAGCGCUUUCCUUGAUUGUUUAUCAGCCUAUUUGCAAGAUUCACCAUAACAACUUAAUUCUCACAACUGGUCAAAUUUCCUCCAUGGCUCGGAUGUAAAGUUUAGCACUGUCAAGCUUAAGAAAGCUUUCAGUCUCUCGUUUUGUUCAUAUUAAAGACAUCACUGGUGUUCCUAAUAGUUUUGUGCUCGUUGUAUGUUCUCUCCAUCCCCGAACACUCAUGUAUCGAUUUCACAUCAGCAACGAUAAUAGGGUUUCUCUUGGUCUAUCGUAAGCUUAGGUGGGAUAUGAGUCUGUACGAAGAAAAACGACUUAAGUAUGGGACUAUGUUCAGUUCAGUUUAUUGAGGGAAAUGUAGGUCUCACCUUUGAACUCCCUAUUCGUUUACAAACAACUGCAAAAUCUUAAAAACUCGAAAAGGUAUCAUAAAGGAACAAAUAAUCGGCAAAGCGUCAGGUCUGUACAGACAAACAAACUGUCUCGAAUUUUAGUGGUACGAGCAGUUGUAGAGCGAACUUUUUUUUUAUCAAAACCAGGGUUCUCGGGAAUACGUGAUAACACAUUGUCCAGGAGUUCAGCUCACUUUUUGAAGGUACCAGACAAAGCUUUUUGAAACCUUAGUAAUUGCUUAUCGAUGCUGUAGAGAUAGCUGUGAAUGAAUUAGGACCGAAUUUCCUCAGUGAAAAUAGUAUUCACAUAACUUAGGUAGCGUCAUUUAUGAAUGUAAUGACUGUGUUGAGCUGGCAUGAACUUUAGUUGAUGGUCUGUGUGUUGAUGGAAAACAAAGAACACACGCAAUCAUCAGUAUGCUUUUUCAGUCGCUCCAACAAUGUCGAGUCCAAAACUAAUUUGGAAGAUCAGUUGACUAUUCUACUACCAAUAGCGGGAAGAAGUCGGAUUGAAAAUGCAGCCAGCACACGUCCAUACACUGUUCACCAGGCGCACAAGAAGUUGAGGACGGAGGUGUCACCGAAGUAUGUCCUCAGAAAACAGUCCUCGUUGAAUGCCAUGCACAAUCUAAUAAACCAGGAUAAGAUCACCCCUUUACCCUCUGUACCAUAGAGGGCAUAUUUGUUAGUCUUUCUAGAAAGGAUCUAUGUUUUAAACACUUACCUAAUCUGUCGACCGGUGAGGAAAUUUACCAAAUCAGUUAUCAUGCGAUCUGCGGUCUGCAGACCUGAAGAAUGAAAUUUAAAUAAAGGCAACAGAAGGUACCAUAAAAAGUUCCAAAGGGUCAGCAUCGAGAAUUAUAAACGUCGUAUGGGUGGAGUGAAGUGCGCAGGCGGUAGACCCGUUAGACAUUAUACGUAACAAAAUGCACAUAAAUUGCUAUGUAUCCAAAAUCGCGAUGGCGCUGCGAACACGAUAUUCCAGGUUGGUCGAAUUUCACAUUUAAUAAUCAGAUGCUCUUGUGCAGGUGGUUGUUGGCUGGAUGUAGUGAAGGAGGACACUCGUUUUCAUGCUGGAAUCUAACAGUGAUACUCAGACCAGGUAUGAGGUUGGUGCAUAGAACUAUUUGGUCAUUUAAACUCCUAUGGACUUGACAGGACCCAACGUCAUCGCGAAACAUGGUCUCACUGAAGUCGCGUUCAUGAAGGCCAUUAUUCACAUGGAGAAUGAAGAACAGGAGCUCGAGAACUGAGUCAUCAUGAACGCCAUCAGUCAUGUUUAGUCAGCCGGAUUAACUAUCUGCGACAGAGGCACGUUGUGCUUAACCGACUAAGAAUGUUAUUAUCCAAUGCACAAGCUUUCCCCUGACGCCAAGGACGCUCACUUUACAUAAAAGACGUUGAUGUGGAACGCGGUCGACGUCUUUGGGGGAAUCAACAUAUACCGCACGUACUUUGAAGCCUCCGUGCAAUUUAGUACAGACUUCCAACGAAGUCAGAAGAUUUGAAAGGCAACACAGCCGUCACCGAAACCAUGCUGAAAAUGCUAUUAUAUGCCAUUUUCACCGCAAACUUGCGUUCUAGCGUGCUUUAUAAGGAUCGUCAUCACUUACAGCAGAGGCAAGUUAAACGGGUGGGACCAAAGCUGUUUUUAAUGAUCCGGCUGCGUCUUUCAUGCAAGGAAAAUACAUUGGCCGACAUUAAUGCGCGGUUGUAAUAUGAAUGGUUAGGAGAUAGUUGCGCUAACCCCUAACCCUAACCCAUAACCCCCACCGCAACAGUAUUGCGUUCAUCAGAUGAGGCUACCAAACCACAUCAUGCCGAAGAGUUACCACCGCUCUGUGAAGAAUUCCUCAUACAUCAGUCCAUGAGACCUGUCUGGUUUAAUUCCGUUGAGGCCCUGUUUUACACCUUCGACAGAAAGGGCAACAGUUUCAACGAUAGCAAUGUCUCAUCCUAUUUUAGACUAAACUUUCGUCUGAUGAUUGCACCGUUAAUACCGAUUUGAUGAACGAUGGCAGAAGCUUCCUUUUUUAGGCCAGUAAGAUUAGACAUUUCCGAUACUCUCCCUGAGGCACACACUUUCGUCCUUGUUUUUCCUCUUGCAUCGGAUGAACCCGUAGGACAUCUUGGCGCAUACAGUGACUUCCGCUGUUAGUCACUGCAGGAAAGAUUUUCUAAAAAUCCGAUUCCGCUUGCAGCGUUAAUUACGUUGCUCCUUAUCUUCAGCAAAGGACGAGGGUUUUUGUAGUUUUUAGUACUUUUUCCACCGUCCAUUACUGAUUUUAAUGCCUUCUUAUCGUCUCAUUGACCAACCUAGGUCAUAGACAGAGUCCUAAUAAUUUCAUUGAGGAAUGGGCUUCACUUAAUCGCUAUACGAACGCCACAGAUACUGUCAGGAAUUCCCCGUAUCGACCUUGAAAGCUAGCUAUGUAGUUUCGAAGCAGCAGUCUUGGUGUCUAAAUCGUCAUUACGGUUAUUUUCUCAGAUCUUGGAUUUCGAUUGUAGAAAGGAUGAAAGAGUCAACGCGCAGGAAAAAGUACAAUGGUCAAUUAAGUCAAGUGGUGGCUGUGAUUUCAUUUUCCUUAUAAGACGUUUGCUUCUUCCUUAGAAAACUCAUUGAUGAGUCACCCUAUCGGAUCACUUAUUAAGACAGGAAGCCAUAAGUACCCUGUGUUCUCUACUCUAUUUCGUCGAGCCCACCUUCUUCAGCUGACACAAAAAGGCCGUGGUUUGCCGUAACGUUUGGAUGCGUCACCCAAGCAGGAGUCUCUUGUUUCACGGCACAGUUCUGAGUCCGCUACGUUUCCUUCUCUAUAUCAACGUCCUCAUCAGAGUAACAAAGUUGUCAUUGCAAGGCGUUGAACACUUAAAACCGCCUAUUGCUAGAUGGUAUCAUUUCCGCCUUCUCUUUGCUCAAAGACGCCUUCCGUUAUUUGACUGCCUACUGCCAUGCUAAACUUUAAGCGUUCCAGGUUUUGUGUGGUGUGAAAUUCUAGGCGAUAUUGAUGGUUAGCAAAACUCUAUGCUGAAGUCGCUAAUUAGCUUGUAGAUAACGUAAUUGAUGAAGCAAAACGCAAAUACAUACUUCCAUUAAUACAUAUGGGACAUUAAAAUCCUAUGCCAGGAAGCAGCUACAUGUCCACUUAAAGUACAUUUGUAGAGGGCUCAUCAGUGAAUAAAUGAAUAAAAUUUCACAUUGAUACGGUCCUUGCAUGGGGUGUAGAGGUGUCCAUUUUUGGGCCUAUGUGAUAGCCGUAGAAGGUCGCUUGCUUGCAGGUGCAGACUACGUUCAGCGUCAACUAACUGGCACCGAACUAUCACGUGUGGCUGCCCGAAGCUAGGCUCUGCCUAGCGCCCACAUACCGGUUACAGCCUCGACCGGCUGGCUUAACCAGGUGAGGGUAUCUGUGUGUGCAUCUCCUCAUAUUAGGAAGCUUCGUCCGCAGUCCUACUCGAUACCACAAGGUGAGUGAACACCCAGGUAAGCCGAAUAUUUGUAUGUUGUCUCUGCUUUUUGCUUGCUCUUGAUUGCUUGCCUUUGUCUGCUUGCCUGUUUUUGUCCUUGUAGUAAGCUGAUAACGUUCUGUUGAAUUUUUCAACUCACCGUUUAUAUUUUGUCAACCAGGUAGCUUGGAAAGGGACGGGAAACUCUGCUUCUCGUCCCUCCACCUUCUGCCAUCCCACGCCUCCCCUUCAAAUCGUCCUAGGGCGACGGCGACUCCGAUCGCAUAGGCGGCUCAGGUUACCUCAGGUCGUUCUCGCAAUAAACAAAGUCUCGGCCUAUAAUGGAGUCCGGCAGCUGUCUGGGAUGUCUGAGCAGACCUAUAUGAGGGAAGCAUUUCUCACCCCCACGAGGGAAGCGGGGCUAGAAAAUGUUCCCUAAACAAAUGCUAGGAUAACGUCCUCUACGCGCUGAGCGAGGGUCGAAGACGCAAAGCACACGGUCGAAACAGUCAAACAAAGAACCAAAUCUCUCGUUUCCCUCUCCUUUUCCCAACCUCCGUCCCACCUCACAGACAGCUAGAGUAGGUUCGCUCACUCUGCCAGUCUGUAAUGUUCGUUUGCUUUCAGACAAUCCCAGGAGCAACCGACCGCAAUCGAGGACGGCGCUAUUGGCUCGGGAACUGACGCAAUACAAGGUGGCCACAUUCAGCGACACCCGGUUCUCUGAAUAAGUCCAGCUGGGGAGGGCGGGUGCCGGCUACACUUUCUCCUGGAACGGUCGCCCAGGGCAGAGCAACGGGACGAGUAGUUUCCAUUCGGAAUUGCAUCGUGGGGCAACUAACUUUCUACUGCGGGGUGUCAAUGAUGGCUUGAUGAGUCAUCACCUGCCUCUCCAGGGAGGCAAACUCGUCACCAUCGAUUAACAGCUCUGACGCUGUAAGGAACAACUUAUAGGAGGACUUUUACGCCCUUCUGGCGACUGUGCCGAAGGCGGACAAGUUGGUUGUCCUUGAUGACUUCAAAGCCCUCGUCGGCAUGACCAGUGCUGCUUGGAUUGGGUAUCCAUGGUUUCGACUGUUCCAAUGAUAAUGACCCAUUCUUCGUGCGAACCUGCACAGAAAACCGCCUCAUCCUGACCAACAACUACUUGCGCUCCUCGACGCGAGAGAAAGCCACCUGGAUGCAUCCUCCGGUCGCGACACUGGCACCUGCUGGACUACGUCCAAUUCCGGAGACAAGACUAACGGGGCGUGCUGUUAACAAAGGUAAUCAAGGCGCCGACAAGUGAUCUGACCAUGGCCUCGCCAUCUCUAAUAUGAGCAUCCGUCUUCAGCCUCAUAUAAGCCUUCAUGUAAGUGAUCCCCACGUAAUUUGAAUGUUGCUUUGUUGCCGUUGCCUGCUCGUCAUCUCCAUUUCAGCAGUGAAGUAGCCCAAAGGCUGGUCAACUUUCCAGUCGCAGCCGCGGCCGCUAACGAAUACUGUCCCGUGGAGAACCGGCGGUUUCAACUGCGUGACACAGCCCAGCAGACCGCCCUGGCUGUGGCUAACCUAGUGAAGCAGGACUACGUCUUUGCGCCUAAACUCUUCAAUCUCAUUUUCUCUGCCAUGUUGAUGGACGCCUGCCGUGACGAUCGUUCUGGGAUCCGCACCGCCCCCAGGACGGUCGGCCAACUCCUCAAUCAACAGGGGAUGCGCUUCCAGUGGCGUUUAUCCACAACUACCGUUAAUUAA
Molecule: messenger RNA, 21074 nt
Organism: Spirometra erinaceieuropaei
Lineage: Eukaryota; Metazoa; Platyhelminthes; Cestoda; Diphyllobothriidea; Diphyllobothriidae
Source: the annotation of a GenBank genome assembly